Salvelinus fontinalis (brook trout) is the source of this 3300-nucleotide messenger RNA. RefSeq names its product solute carrier family 9 member 7 (gene slc9a7). Bases 49 to 2019 code for a protein of 656 amino acids. Gene Ontology annotation, molecular function: sodium:proton antiporter activity. NCBI's taxonomy places the organism in Eukaryota, Metazoa, Chordata, Actinopteri, Salmoniformes, Salmonidae. Gene Ontology annotation, cellular component: membrane; recycling endosome. The record is from RefSeq and is a predicted model, not a curated record. The transcript has 15 exons. Gene Ontology annotation, biological process: proton transmembrane transport; sodium ion transport; regulation of pH.
GCGGUCCAGUAAAAGAAGAAGAGGCGGUCCGGCUCAUCUAACUGCACCAUGGAUGCUACUGUUGCCAAAAAACCAAAGCUAUGCAGAUUCUUCUUUCCUUUGGAAAAGCAAUUGAUGUUAUUUCCCAUUUUAAUUCUGCUGAUAAACCAGGCCUCUAAAAUGAACGCCGAGGACGGCGUUAUGGAGGAACUGGCUUCUGAGAAAGAGGCAGAAGAAAGUCAUCGACAGGACAGUGUGAAUUUAUUGACAUUCAUUUUACUGCUGACAUUAACAAUUCUAACCAUUUGGCUUUUCAAACACAGAAGAGUUCGUUUUCUCCAUGAGACCGGGUUGGCAAUGAUAUACGGACUGUUGGUAGGUGUGAUCCUGCGUUAUGGAAUCCCAGCCACCAGCUACCACAAAAAAACUCCUCCCAGCUGUUCUCUUGAGGAGGGGCCAGUCAGUGAGCUCCUGCUGAACGUCAGUGGGAAGUUCUUUGAGUACACGCUGAAAGGAGAGAUCAACUCCAGGGAGAUACACAACGUGGAGCAGAAUGACAUGCUGCGUAAGGUUACCUUUGACCCUGAAGUAUUCUUCAAUAUUCUGCUACCUCCAAUCAUUUUCCAUGCUGGAUAUAGUCUCAAAAAGAGACACUUCUUCAGGAACCUGGGCUCCAUCAUAACCUAUGCCUUCCUAGGAACAGCUAUCUCAUGCUUCGUCAUUGGAAACCUGAUGUAUGGCGUGGUGAAGCUGAUGCAGUUCCUAGGGCAGCUGACUAACAAGUUCUACUACACAGACUGUCUUUUCUUUGGCGCCAUCGUCUCUGCCACUGACCCAGUGACGGUGCUGGCCAUCUUCAAUGAGCUCCAUGCAGAUGUGGAUCUUUAUGCCCUGCUGUUUGGAGAGAGUGUCAUGAACGACGCAGUGGCCAUCGUCCUCUCCUCGUCUAUUGUAGCCUAUCAGCCGGCUGGAGCCAGCACACACACCUUCGACGUCACAGCCUUCUUCAAGUCAGUGGGGGUUUUCCUGGGCAUCUUCAGUGGAUCCUUCGCCAUGGGAGCCGUCACCGGAGUGCUCACUACGAUCGUGACCAAGUUCACCAAGCUGCACUGUUUCCCCCUGUUGGAGACAGCCCUCUUCUUCCUCAUGUCCUGGAGCACCUUCCUAUUGGCCGAGGCCUGCGGGUUCACAGGUGUCGUGGCGGUGCUAUUCUGUGGGAUCACGCAGGCCCACUACACAUACAACAACCUGUCUGAGGAGUCCACCAAGCGCACCAAGCAGCUGGCCAUCUUCAUAGGCCGUGCCGCCAACAUCUACCCCCUCUCCUUCCUGCUCAACCUGGGACGCAGGAACAAGAUCAGGGGCAACUUCCAGCACAUGAUGAUGAUGGCAGGCCUGCGGGGGGCGAUGGCGUUUGCCCUGGCAAUCCGGGACACAGCUACCUACGCUCGCCAGAUGACCUUCACCACCACCCUCCUCAUCGUCUUCUUCACCGUCUGGGUGUUUGGAGGAGGGACCACCCCCAUGUUGUCAUGGCUACACAUUAGGGUCAGAGUGGACCCAGAUCAAGACCUGCAACAAUGUGGAGAUAACUUCCUGCUCUUUCAAGGGGACGAGACAACGCCAGAAGUCAGUAAGACCAAGCGGGAGAGUGCCUGGCUCUUCAGGCUGUGGUACACCUUCGAUCACAACUACCUGAAGCCCAUGUUGACCCACAGCGGUCCUCCUCUCACCACUACCCUGCCAUCCUGCUGUGGUGCCCUGGCACGAUGCUUCACCAGCCCUCAGGCCUACGAGAACCAUGAGCAGCUGAGAGACGACGACUCCGACCUGAUCCUGAAUGACGGCGACCUGGCGCUGACCUACGACGACACGGCCAUCACGGCUAAAGGGGCGUCCGGUGGAGGUGCGGACGCGGGCUGGGGGGUCAACGGGAAGAGGAGCAGCAGCACGUCUGAAGAGGCACUAGAGAGAGAGAUGAACCAGGAAUUCCUGUCCCGCAGCACACGCCUCGUCUUUCCCAUCGAAGACCACGCCUGACCCCCUACACCAUGACCCCAUGAACCCUCGCCCUCCACCCCACACACACCAGACUAUGGGAGGAGAGGAGGAGAAUAGAAUAAUAGGAGAGGAGGAGAAUAGGAGAGGAGGGUUGGACGAAAGGGCUUGGUUUAAAACAGGGCUGAUAUUAGAUGUAAUUUAUUCCCGGGAUGGGACCUCCUGUGUGUGCACCCAAAACAAUACAUUGCAGCUAAACUAGCUUAGUGUAGGAUAGCAUGGGUCUGGUUUGGCCUUUUCUCUGCUAAUAGUCAACAUAGAACAACAUCAUAGCAGCCCAUUCAUAGGCCUAUGCUUCAUCAUAGCAGCCCAUUCAUAGGCCUAUACUACAUCAUAGCAGCCCAUUCAUAGGCCUAUGCUACAUCAUAGCAGCCCAUUCAUAGGUCUAUGCUACAUCAUAAUAGCAGCCCAUCCAUAGGUCUAUGCUACAUCAUAAUAGCAGCCCAUUCAUAGGCCUAUGCUACAUCAUAAUAGCAGCCCAUUCAUAGGCCUAUGCUACAUCAUAGCAGCCCAUUCAUAGGUCUAUGCUACAUCAUAGCAGCCCAUUCAUAGGUCUAUGCUACAUCAUAGCAGCCCAUUCAUAGGUCUAUGCUACAUCGUAAUAGCAGCCCAUUCAUAGGUCUAUGCUACAUCAUAGCAGCCCAUUCAUAGGCCUAUGCUACAUCAUAGCAGCCCAUUCAUAGGUCUAUGCUACAUCAUAGCAGCCCAUUCAUAGGCCUAUGCUACAUCGUAUGCUACAUAGGUCUAUGCUUCAAAUUAAACAAUACGGAAACACAUCUGAUUAGUAGGCUAUAUCAUCAGUUCAAUGUCAAUAACAUAUCCUAAUAUUUUCACUCUGAUUACACUGAUAAAAUCACCAAUGUCUAUAUUAAAUUCGUUUUUUGAUAUUUCUUCGUGCAUUUAUUGGGGAAAAACAGCUUGCAAAUCAAGAGAAAAUGUCCUCUGUAAAAUAAACUCCAAAGAAAGGUGGAUAAUAAAAAUAGAAGUUUCCGGGAAGAAUGUACAGAGAAACAGGCCCUGUCACAUUUCUCCGAUAUCAGUGUGUCUUGUUUCUAACAAAACGGUUGCUGUUUACAAGUGAUGAAAUAUUAGACAUAUUCUUAUGAAUCUGAGCAUGGCACUUUCAAACGUUACCUUUCUACCCAGACAGACGCUCGACCGACGCGGAAAAACGUAAGCGUCAACUUGCUGGCUACUCGUCCGUUGCGUUAACCCAACAGCCAAAGUGCUUCCCUAAAAGCUGCCUGGGUUUAAAACCUGUCC